This is a messenger RNA of Oryza sativa Japonica Group (Japanese rice), 2609 nucleotides long. RefSeq names its product putative wall-associated receptor kinase-like 16. Gene Ontology annotation, biological process: protein phosphorylation; cell surface receptor signaling pathway. Gene Ontology annotation, molecular function: calcium ion binding; ATP binding; protein serine/threonine kinase activity. Lineage: Eukaryota; Viridiplantae; Streptophyta; Magnoliopsida; Poales; Poaceae. The record is from RefSeq and is a predicted model, not a curated record. Gene Ontology annotation, cellular component: plasma membrane.
CCUUGGACUGACACACAAGUUCUUAAUUUGUCAUUAGAAUAUCACAUAAGUCCUUUCACUUGCUUGCUCUUUGUGUACAUCUUUCGCCGGAGCAGCCAGAGCCAUCGCCAUCGCCAUCAGGCCGCUAAUGGCCAGCCGCCCGCCGCUUCUUCUGCAGUACUCGUCGCUGCUGCUGCUCUGCCUUGCCGUCUCGGCGCCGCCGGCCGCAGCCGGCAACGUGCCGGCGCCGGUGGCGGCCGUCUCGAAGCCGGGCUGCCCGACCAAGUGCGGCGCCGUGGACAUCCCGUUCCCGUUCGGCAUCGGCGAGCACUGCGGGCUCGAGGCGCCUUACACAAACUACCCGUUCAAGUUCGACUGCAAGCCCGUUGACGGCACCAGCAAGCCUUUCUUCAGGGGUAUGGAGGUGACCAAGAUCUCCAUGGAAGACGGCAAGGCCUGGAUGAAGAUGAACAUAUCCAAGAACUGCUACAACCAGUCGACGGGCACCAGGGAGGACAACACCAACACAACAUCUGUGAGCUUCAGCCGCUCGCCUUUCUGGAUAUCGGACAGGGAUAACAAGAUCAUCGUCAUCGGGUGCGAAACGUUUUCGUAUAUGCAGAUCAAUAAUGUUUUAACAGGUUGUGUGCCCUCAUGCAGAAACGACCCCAAGGACGGUAUAUGUUCCGGUGAAGCGGGUUGCUGCAAACUUGAUUUCCCCAAUGGCACAUGGUACUAUAGUACUUAUUUCAGUAAAAGAAAUAAUAACAGCAGUCCUUGCAGCUUCAUAACAGUGAUGGAAACCACAACCUUCAACUUCAACAAAAAUUAUUUCAACUCCACUACAUUCUAUGACACAUACAAUGGGUUAGCUAAGGUUUCCCUAGAUUGGAUCAUAACAAUGGAUUCAUGUGAUCGAGUCAAAAGAAACACUACUUCAUAUGCAUGCAUUAGUGGAAAAAGUCGUUGUGUUGAUGAUCCAAAGGGAGGUUACCGCUGCAAGUGCUCUGAUGGAUAUGAAGGCAAUCCAUACGUCAAGGAUGGAUGCAAAGAUAUUAAUGAGUGCCUCGACAAUGCUACUUACCCUUGUCCGGGAAUAUGUAAGAAUACGUUGGGGAAUUUCACCUGCUCAUGCUACCCUGGAAACUAUAUGAUGAAUGGAAUUUGCAUUCCAAAUCAGAAGUCUGGUUUUCCUAAAAAUCUUGUAAUAGGAGCAAGUGUUGGGGCCGUAUUACUAGUGAUUAUAGUAACUUAUGCAUGCUUCAUCAGAGAGAAGAGAAAGCUACAGUAUGUCAAAAGGCGGUACUUCCGCCAACAUGGUGGUAUGUUGCUAUUCGAAGAGAUAAAAUCUCAACAAGGCAUUUCAUUCAAAAUCUUCUCAGAAGAAGAAUUGCAACAAGCAACAAACAAGUUUGACAAACAACAAGUCCUUGGCCAAGGAGGCAAUGCAACUGUUUACAAGGGACUUCUCAAGGGAAACACGGAAAUAGCCGUCAAAAGAUGCAUCACAAUUGAUAUGAAACAAAAGAAAGAAUUCGGCAAGGAAAUGCUAAUCUUGUCCCAAACCAACCAUAGGAACGUUGUCAAAUUAUUGGGUUGCUGCCUCGAAGUAGAAGUUCCGAUGCUUGUCUAUGAGUUCAUUCCAAAUGGCACAUUGUUCUCUCUCAUCCACGGGAACCACAAUCAACACAUCUCCUUGGAUACUCGCUUACGUAUUGCACAUGAAUCUGCAGAGGCUCUUGCCUAUUUACACUCAUGGGCAUCACCACCGAUCCUCCAUGGCGAUGUCAAGUCCUCAAAUAUCCUCUUAGACAAAGAUUAUGUAGCAAAAGUUUCUGACUUCGGUGCUUCCAUCCUAGCACCAACUGAUGAGUCGCAGUUCGUCACUCUCGUUCAAGGAACUUGUGGAUACCUCGAUCCAGAGUACAUGCAAACAUGCCAGUUAACAGAUAAAAGUGAUGUAUAUAGCUUUGGAGUUGUUAUUCUAGAAUUGCUCACAAGAAAGAAAGCAUUCAACCUUGAAAGCCCUGAAGAUGAGAGGAGCCUAGCCAUGAGGUUUCUAUCAGCCAUGAAGGAAAAAAGACUUUCUGAUAUUUUAGAUGAUCAAAUCAUGACGGGAGAUAAUUUGGAGUUUCUUGAAGAGAUUGCAGAGUUAGCAAAGCAAUGCUUGGAAAUGUCUGGUGAGAAUAGACCGUUGAUGAAGGAAGUUGCAGACAAGCUCGAUAGGUUGAGGAAGGUAAUGCAACAUCCAUGGGCACAACAAAAUCCUGAAGAGAUGGAGAGCUUACUUGGGGACUCUUCUUACGAGAUCAACAACUCAACGGUUGAGAAUACAGGAAAUUUCAGCAUCAAUAGUGAACUUCAGUGUCUAGAAUCAGGCCGUUAAAUAGAAGUUUGUUAUAUUGUGUCAUAAAUGUUAUAGUGUAUCAUAGGUUGAAGCACGUAUGGUAUCAUAUAUGCCUUGCUGUAUCUUGGGAAUUGAAAGAAAUUAUAUUUAAUUAUUUAAGUACAGGAUGUAUGGCUUGUCAGUCUUUCAGGGUCGGGGCUGUGAAUCACCAUAAUUAUACAUAUGCAGAUGCAAAUUUUGAUGUAAAGGCAAAGGCAAUUGGCUGCAUCGUCUUGUUUGCUCU